This is a messenger RNA of Anopheles marshallii, 1293 nucleotides long. RefSeq names its product sodium channel protein Nach (gene ppk25). Gene Ontology annotation, cellular component: membrane. The coding region runs from base 1 to 1293 and encodes 430 amino acids. NCBI's taxonomy places the organism in Eukaryota, Metazoa, Arthropoda, Insecta, Diptera, Culicidae. Gene Ontology annotation, biological process: sodium ion transmembrane transport. The record is from RefSeq and is a predicted model, not a curated record. Gene Ontology annotation, molecular function: ligand-gated sodium channel activity. The transcript has 8 exons.
AUGGAUCUGUUGCGCACCUUCGCCAGCGAAUCGUCCAUCCACGGUCUGGCUCAUUUGGUGCGAAGCCAGCACUGGUUAGAGAAGGCCUUCUGGCUGGCAAUGCUUGCCUUCUCGGUUGUGUGCACGGUCAGCAUCUGCAAUAUGCACUGGGAACGAUUUCAAAACAAUGCGACCGUGCUAAACGUCGAGACGGAUUAUCUCAGCUGGGUGUUUCGUCCACCGGCCGCUACCGUGUGUUCCGCUCAUGUGAGUGAGGAAAAAUUGAGCCAACUGUUGCAACGAUACUGGCAGGUGGACGGUAAUCAUAGCGAUUAUGAACAUUUCCGACUGUUUCUUUUGACCGUGAAUGGGGCACGGUUUGACAAUUUGAUGACGUUUGAGCCAUUCAUUAAUGAUACCAGACUUGACUCCGUUUCGGUGAUUGAUUUGGCCCGCGAACUAAAGUCUCCAUUGACGCCACCGUGGAAAACGUUCGCACCCGUGCUGACGGAGGUCGGCGUUUGCUACUCCUCCACAAUGCUGUACGGCUUUCAAAGUCCCUACAGCGAACGAGCGCAAGACAAUUUUACUAAAGAAAACCCGGCAGAUUGUUACACACUGGACGUUUGCCGUACGAUGGUAGCGAUGAAUCAUAUGGACACAAAAAAUGAUGUGUACAUCCAUAUCGAGCAGGACGUCAUGACGGCGGACAGUUCCAUUCACUACAAGUUAGACCAGCACGACAUAAUCAGCUCGUCGCUCUCCGUCGAACAGGUGGUUGCCUCGAAAGCCCUCAAACAAUUAUCCCGCCGCAGACGCAAGUGUCGCUUACCGACCGAACGGCUCCACUACUUUAGCGUUUACACGAUUAAUUUGUGCCGAAUAAGCUGCCGCAUCGAGGCCGCACUGCACUUGUGUGAUUGUGUGCCGUUCUUUUAUAAUAUCGGAAAAACUUCUUGCACACCGGCCGGACUGUACUGCCUGGCGCAACAUUUCAGGGUGUGGUACACGACCAACUGCACCUGUCAGCCACUCUGCGAGUCCGUCUCCUUCAGGCAGGUGUCGGUGAAAAAAACGGUAUUGGAGCAGGCAAACAGUAAGCUGGAAACACAAAUUAUCUACCCUCGGAUGCGGAUGAAGCGUGACGUACUUUUCGACAUCAGCAACUUAAUCGUUUCCCUUGGCGGUGGAGCAGCACUUUUUCUCGGCUGUAGCUUCAUCAGCUUUGUGGAGGUAAUUUUCUUCGUGCUGGAGUAUGUGACGAAAAAGGUGUAUCGCUACUACCGCCGUGUGGAUGAACCGGUACAAUCGUAA